AUGUUGAAUUCCACCAGUGGCCUGGAAUUUUCGAUCCCCUUAGAGAGCGAGGAGAUCUCUGCCCAGCUCUCUUCCCUGGCGCUGUCAGGUCUGGCAGCCUCCAGCGAAAAAAGCUCAGCUGGCGUUCUGGAAAAAACUGGUUAUCCGGACUCGGUGUACAUCACUGCGGCAAACAUUUUUCAGGGCAUUCGAGUCGAAAAGUCUCCGGAAACAAUCAUCAUAAAGUACGGGAAUGAGCCCUUGCGGUCUUUACCCGAGCCCACGGAUGAGGCCUUACAGCGGUUGUCCUAUGAGCUGGCCUUCAGUGCCCUAAAGUAUCAAGACAUUUUGGAAACUAUGUUAAUAGACAGCUAUAUCUUUCCCAGUACGACAAUACCAGACCACUUGAACAGUCUUAUCAUCGUGAUGCUGUAUGAUUUCCAAGAUAGAAAAUUCCAAACUCGUGUCCUUUCUGAUAACGAGGAGCCUUUAUCAGAAGUUCAAGAAGUAGAGAACCUUCUUAACAGUUUCAAGACAAAGUUGGCAGCAGCGUUGGCAAGAUGUCGGAUCAAACAUGACGCCCUUUCCAUUUACCACAUUCUGCCGGAAACGGUCAGGAAGCAGGAGCUACGGGCCUCCACUUUGCCACUUUAUGCUUGGAUAAACACUUGUAAAAUCAGCCCUGAAGAAGUUUAUAAUGAUUUGAAGACGAAAGGCUAUCAUAAAGUCAAAUCCAUAUUGCAUAUUGAUGAUAAAGUGUUUGCUGUGGACCAACACUGCUAUGAUGUCUUAAUUUUUCCUUCUCAUCUUAAAAAGGAUCUUGUAAAUAUAGAUCUCUUCAAAGAUUAUAAACUUAUUUUUCAGGACAAGUCUCGAAGUCUUGCUGUUCAUUCUGUAAAGGCCUUAUUGAAUAUGGAGGAUGACAUCUUGAUGGUCAACACAGGGUCAUGGUACACAGUUGCCCAUAUGUCAAUCCUAACGCAUAAUAAUACUUCAAAAAUCUUUGUGUGUGGAGUACAGUCACAUGCUAACGAUCCUGACCUAAAGAAACUUUUCACAAAGAUGGGAUGUAAAAAUAUUGAAAUACUUCAUGAUACAUUUACCAACAUUGAAUCAAAGGAUCACAGGUUACAGAAAGUGAAAGUGAUUCUGCUGCUGCCCCGUUGUUCAGGACUGGGUGUUAGUAAUCCGGUAGAAUUUAUUUUAAAUGAACAUGAAGAUACGGAUUUGCUGAAGGAUCUUUCUAAAGGAGGUACAUCAAAAGAGAAACUUCAUGUUCUCGCUCAGCAGCAGUAUGAGCAGCUGACACAUGCCAUGAAAUUUGCUAAAGCGCAAGCAGUUGUGUAUUGCACGUGCUCAGUUUAUACAGAAGAAAACGAAGAUGUUAUUAAGAAAGCCCUGGAAUUUCAAGACUGUGGGAUUAAAGUACAACGUUAUAGGCUUAGUCCUCCUGUGCUUCCACUGUGCUCCCUAAAGGAAAUACAGCUGUCUACUGACAAGUUCUUCAGGAUGGAACCAUCAGAAACCAACAAUGGUUGCUUUCUUUCUAUUUUAACAAGGGAGCGAGACCCAACCGAGACAGUGUCUGUCAAAGACGUGCUGGCACGAGCUGCCGCCAAGGGCCUGCUGGAAGGCAUCGAGUUGGGCAAAUCAUCCAAAAGGGAGAAGAAGAAGAAGAAAUCAAAAACAGCCUUUCCAAAGGCUCUCACUGACAGUAAUGACAUCCAAAUAAAAAUUGCUGAGUUCUUGCACCGAGAAAUGAAGGCAAACACUGACCAGUCUGAGACACUGGCAGCCAAAGUGUCUCUCCCACAGAAAACAACCCUGCAGGUGGGCGCCUCCCCCCAGAUCAGAAAGCUCACCAAGCCCAGCACCCAGCCUUUGGUGCCAACCUUUCUGAAGAACACAUAUCCCUCCAGACCCUAUGAACGGCAGACAAGCUUUGUCAGGCACCGGCCAGAGGACAAAAUGGUUGCCCUGAAACCCAUUGAGAUUGUCCUGCCUCCAGUCAUGCUGCCCUUCUCAAGCCCUGAAGCCAUCAGGGCUCGGUUCCCAGCCCAGCAUUUCUUCUGCAGGUGUGUCGGACCCAAGAUGAUGGUGCCCGGCUACCUCUCCUCACCAUCGAUCACCAAAAGAGGAGAAAAACCAAAGGAAAACUUACCUUCCUCCCUACUGAGGCAUCCUCGGCCAUGGCUUUGA
Ochotona curzoniae (black-lipped pika) is the source of this 2178-nucleotide messenger RNA. RefSeq names its product NOP2/Sun RNA methyltransferase family member 7 (gene NSUN7). Gene Ontology annotation, molecular function: methyltransferase activity. NCBI's taxonomy places the organism in Eukaryota, Metazoa, Chordata, Mammalia, Lagomorpha, Ochotonidae. The record is from RefSeq and is a predicted model, not a curated record. The transcript is spliced from 11 exons. Bases 1 to 2178 code for a protein of 725 amino acids.